Molecule: messenger RNA, 1698 nt
Organism: Symbiodinium necroappetens
Lineage: Eukaryota; Dinophyceae; Suessiales; Symbiodiniaceae
Source: the annotation of a GenBank genome assembly
GCUUCCGUCGCCUACCCCGCCGUCGAGGCCAGCUUCACCAACACCACCUCCACCACCACCCGCUCCCUUGCGGUACGCGAGGCCGCCACCGCCGAGUUCUACAUCGUCGGAAGAGGGAUCGCCUGGCAGACGAGCUUCAACUACCUAAAGGCGAUCGGGCUGCAGAUGAGCUUAAUCCUGUACCAAGGGGUGAUCAUGCAGAGGGUCAUCGUGUACCAAGGGGUGAUCAUGCAGAGGGUCAUCGUGUACCAGCAGGUGAUCAUGCAGAGGGUCGUCGUGUACCAACAGGUGAUCAUGCAGAGGGUCAUCGUGUACCAGCAGGUGAUCAUGCAGAGGGUCGUCGUGUACCAACAGGUGAUCAUGCAGAGGGUCGCCGUGUACCAGCAGGUGAUCAUGCAGAGGGUCACCGUGUACCAACAGGUGAUCAUGCAGAGGGUCGCCGUGUACCAGCAGGUGAUCAUGCAGAGGGUCGCCGUGUACCAUCAGGUGAUCAUGCAGAGGGUCGCCGUGUACCAGCAGGUGAUCAUGCAGAGGGUCGUCGUGUACCAGCAGGUGAUCACGCAGAGGGUCGUCGUGUACCAGCAGGUGAUCGUGCAGAGGGCCGUCGUGUACCAGCAGGUGAUCAUGCAGAGGGUCGUCGUGUACCAGCAGGUGAUCAUGCAGAGGGAGGGUGACCGUGCUCUUCGAGAUCAGCACCGUGCUCGUGAAGACGAGAAGGCCCAGGGGACAGGAGUACCUCAGCGGGAUGAGCCACAGGAUGAUACAGGUCCCACUGCAACAGCACCUACAGCGAUGGAGUUGAUUGGGGUUAUUGCUACGGGGAUGCGACAACUACAGGAGGCUCAAUUACGACAAUUGGAGAAGAAGCCUGACUCACCGGAGGUGGUGAAACCUGGAAUUUCCUCGUUGCCCACGUUGGCGCCCCCUGGACAGGACACUAGCCCUGUCGAUAUCCAGGACUGGUUGGAGGAAGUGGGCAGUGUCAUGACGGACCUCAGCGAUUCAAGUUGGGAUUGGUGGCUACAGACUAAGGAGGUUGCAGAAGAGCACUACAGAAGGUGGAUCAGGUCUACGCCGAUGGAAAAGAUCUCCUUGUCGAUCCCCAAGACCCCCGCCUUGGAGCAAGGUCGCUACGGCGGGGUGAACGCCGGAGCUGCUGGGAUGAUCCUGGCGUCGCUACCUCAGGAGGUGAAGAGCGAGAUGAUCACCAAGAAGGUUACGGGCAGUACACCGAGUUUGAUUUUCAAGCUCCUCACUUCGUACAGACCAGGAGGGGAGAAGGAGAAAACGUUGCUCCUCCAGCAGCUCACCAACCCGGAGACGGCUACUAGCGCGGAGGAGGCAGUGCAAGGACUGAGACGGUGGGGGCGAUGGCAUGCGCAGGCGAAGGACCUGACUGUCACCGUUCCAGAUCCGGUUCUGAUGAUAAAAGGCUUGGCGGCAAUAGUGGUUGGUGUGUUGGGCAAACAUCAAGAUGUUUGGCUACGCACCUCUAUGGUGCGCCAAAAGCUUCAACUGGAUAGCAACCCCACGGAGGAGUCGACCCUGGACUACCACAAGCAUCUACAAGCUGAGAUGGAGCUGCUGUCAACCGCGGCUAACCCGGCCAAGGGAGGUGCAACCGGAGCUUCGGCAAGGGCGGAUUUCAAGUGGGGAUGCGACUCCUUCCUUGUCCUCCACUGGGGUGCCUACGUAUGA